AUGAACGGAACACGCCCCAACCGUCGUCAUUACCAAUACCGUGCCGGUCAGGCUCCCAAAAAGCUCAGCCAAGCUGAGAAGAAGGAGCUCGCACUGGGUGACUACUCAGAUCCCACGAAGGGAUAUGGUCGGAACUCGGCUCGGGUCCUUUCUUUCAAGGAGACCGGCAUUCGGUACACCAAGAACUACGUCGAGAACAAGGAGGCAUGCGAUGCUCUUCGAAGGGCCAGAUUCGAGAUGAAGGUGCCCGUUUGGCCACGCGAUGAGUCUGGCGAACGCGUUAUCUGGCACAGCGUCCAGGUGGAGGACCAUCCUUCGGGCCGUGCGAAAGAUGCCGCUGAAGCGAAGAAAAUGAACCUGUUCUACCCCCACCAGGAUUACGCCGGAGGUUUGAUCUGUUCGGCCCCCUUCUCCAAGGGCGAGAAAAGCUUCUGUUCAGAGUCCACCACCGAUACCCCUGAUACCAACGAAGGGGUGUGGGCUUGCCAGGCUAUGGCCGUUGCAGAGAUCCGCUUCAACAUCCUCAAGCACUUGUCUUACCCUGACAUCGGCGCUCUCCAAGGCACCUGCACCAUGUUGGCGAACCAGAUCAUGAGCACCCCUGCGCUCUGGGAUAUGACUUAUGCCAAGUGCAACUACAGCGAGUUUACUAAGGAUGAGUUCGCCAUCUUGAAGCAGAACGGCGAAGCUGGCGAGGAGGCCCAACAGGGCAACAGCGAGUUCGUGAUGGUCAGCCAGACGCAUAUGGGCCUCAAAAAGACCCUCAUGCAGGACCAACCCGUCAACGUGGUCCAAAUACGGGGACUGCUCAGCGUCGGCAGAAGCCUUCAGCUCAGGGGUGACACCAUCAAACGAGUGUGCUUCAACCGAGUGAACUUCUUCGACGCAGGCGUUUUCGCCACGUUUCUCGACCAGAUGCACAAUUUGGAGCGCGCUGAUAUUACGAGCUGUGACCUCAUUCGCUACCAUCACGUCCCUGCCUUGCUCGACACCGUACACACUCACAAUAAAAAAUACCAAACCAAGGUGUUGCUUGACGUCGCUCCCAGAUACCACGUUGGACCGCUCUGGGAGAAUGGACCGGACGGAAACGACCGCGAGGGUGCCUAUGGGCUGACUUAUAGCAACCCCGGAAUCAAGAUCCCGACGGCUGUGUGCAAGUUGUUCAUAUACGACAUCGCUCCGCGCCUAAAGAAGACCGGACAGAUGCACAUGAUGCAGAGCAACGCGCUGUUCCGACGAUUCCUCGAGAAGCUCCCACUUCAUAGCAAGACUGUGCCUCGCAUGGAGGCUGUAGCUGAGCACAAAGACUACCUGAAGAGGCUCUUCGCGAAAGGCAAGAUCAACGACCAGCAGAAAGCCAAGCUGGAGAUCCGCUGCGCCUUUGCCGAGCUGGUUACCGUCUUCGGAAAGGAAGGCUGGAUUCAGCUGCUUGAGGACGGGUUGUACUCAACCAGUGAACAGGGAACCGCAGAGAAUUACGGAGUCUGGGCUGAUACCGCCGAGUGCAACACGUGCCGCACGAACCUGGCGAUGAUGUACUACACGUCCGGCUACGUCUGCGAUAGUUGUCUUAUGAAAACCGCCGUGGACCGCGAGAAUUACCACUAUAAGAGGCGGAAGAUGCAGGCCACCAGUCAUCUGGGAUGCGGCUACCCCGGUGGACCACUGGUUCCCCUGGAGAAGACCAACAUGGACUACAGCGUCAUGCGUUACGCCGACGGCACCCCUCGCAUCACCCAGAUGGACGACUUCGAUUACUUCGUCGAGUUUGACAUCCACAAGCUGCGCGGCCUGUUCAAAUUUGUGCGCGGAAUGGACAAUGAGGGACACUCUGGAUUCAACCUCCGUGACUUGGGCUUCCAGCGGAAGCACCCAUACGACCGGUGCUCGCGUCCGAGCGACACCCAGUCCCACAACCUGGGCUUCAUGACGUACCGCAGGCCCCUCUCGCUCGAGGAGAUCCAGAAGCUGCCCAAGGGCAGGGUCUUCACUUACAUCGGGCAGUUCUGA
Messenger RNA from Diaporthe amygdali, 2013 nucleotides. RefSeq lists its product as uncharacterized. NCBI's taxonomy places the organism in Eukaryota, Fungi, Ascomycota, Sordariomycetes, Diaporthales, Diaporthaceae. The record is from RefSeq and is a predicted model, not a curated record. The transcript has 5 exons. The coding region runs from base 1 to 2013 and encodes 670 amino acids.